Tripterygium wilfordii is the source of this 3143-nucleotide messenger RNA. Its product is annotated as putative disease resistance RPP13-like protein 1. Gene Ontology annotation, biological process: regulation of DNA-templated transcription. The transcript has a single exon. The record is from RefSeq and is a predicted model, not a curated record. Bases 109 to 2910 code for a protein of 933 amino acids. Gene Ontology annotation, molecular function: DNA-binding transcription factor activity; sequence-specific DNA binding. Lineage: Eukaryota; Viridiplantae; Streptophyta; Magnoliopsida; Celastrales; Celastraceae.
UUUGCUUUCCUGGAUUUGCAGAUCUGUCGAUCCUUCGCUCUAGGGUUAUCAUUCUUAUGGUUUCUACUACUGCGAUUGCAGUUCCGAUUUGAGAAUCCGCACUUCGUUAUGGACCCUUCAAAGUCUCAGGAGUUUUGUUUACCUUCAUCUCCAAUUUCUGAAGACGACAUGGCUUUCGCGGAUUACGUGUUGACCUUUCAGAAGCAGCAGCGGUCGUCCGAAGAUGAUAGCCCCGAUAGUUCCGAGGGCACUGAGGUGGGACAGACUGCAGUGGAGCCCAUAAUUGAACCGAAAAAACGGCUCCGGCCUUCUCAAACUGAGUGGACGGUUGUUCUUCCUCUUCCUCUUGAUGGCGGUAGUGUAUUACCUGAAGAUGGAUUUACAUGGAGGAAGUAUGGGCAAAAAGAUGUAAUAGGCGAGAUCGCUCCUAGAAGUUAUUACAGGUGUACGCAUAGACAUAACUUAGGAUGUUUCGCUACGAAGGUAGCGCAACCUAAAAAGGAUACAGUAGAGGUGGUGUACAGGGGACAACAUAAUUGUCGAAAUCUGCUUAAGAGGUCGAAGGUGGACGGCACCAAUAGUUCACAAACAUCUUCGCAGCGGUCGUCCAAAGAUGAUAGCCCCGAUCGUUCUGAGGGCACUGAGGUGGGGCAGACAGCAGUGGAGCCCAUAAUUGAACUGAAAAAAGGACUCCGGCCUUCUGAAACUAAGUGGACGGUUGUUCAUCCUCUUCCUCUUGAUGGCAGUAGUGUAUUACCUGAAGAUGGAUUUACAUGGAGGAAAUAUGGGCAAAAAGAUGUACUAGGCGAGAUCGCUCCUAGAAGUUAUUACAAGUGUACGCAUGGACAUACCUUAGGAUGUUUCGCUAAGAAGGUAGCGCAACCUAAAAAGGAUACAGUAGAGGUGGUGUACAGGGGACAACAUAAUUGUGGAAAUCGGCUUAAGAGGUCGAAGGUGGACGACACCAAUAGUUCACAAACAUCUUCUGGUGGGAUUCCCGUCGGUUGGAAUUCAGUCGAUUGUAGCUCUAUGCCCUCCAUUGUGAAUCCGUACACCCCCGACAAGAUGGAGUUCGUGUUCGGCCCAGAGCCUGCAGCAAGUGCAGCGGAUGUCCUGCCUGAUAAUGAAUUCUUGGUACAUCUGGAUCUGGAUCGACGGUUUGAUCAUCUGGAAUGGAAUAAUUUAAGCUUGCCUUUUGCUCCCAAAACUGUUAACCUCUCCGCUGGAAAAAGGGCUAUCACAGCCGGUUUCCCGAGAUCCAAUGAGACCUAUCAAUCGAAUGUGAGGCCUACGGACUGUGAUCAAUCAGCUAGUCUAGCAACUGAUCUGAGGAUUCCUUUACCUGAGGAUUUGAAAGGGUAUUUUUCUCUCUUCCCUUUAGAUUACGAGUUUGAUAAAGAUUCAUUGAUUCAGUUAUGGAUAGCUGAAGGUUUUAUCAUGUAUGAAUCAACAACAUUGAGAAAGGAAGACUUAGGCAGAAAGUAUUUCGAUCGUCUGUUAGGUGAGGGAUUUAUAGUAACUUCUGGAUACUAUCAUAGUUGUGACAAGUUCAAGUACAAAGUGAAUGAGGCUAAGAUUGGGGAACGUUUGAUGUUUGAUGGUAACAAGCUGGAUGAUAUCCCUGCAAGUUCACGUCGUUUGUCACUGCGCUGCAUGGACAUCAAUCAUAGGACAUCUGUGGCUAUCAAAAAAUGUGAGCUUCUAUCGUCGUUGCUUUUAUUUCCACAUCAUGGCUCCUGCAUCAAGCACAUUCCUCGUGAUAUCUUUUUGAGCUUAAAGGGUUUGCUUGUCUUGAAUUUGAGUCAGUUAGACAUACUUGAAAUUCCAAGCUCUAUCGGGGGCAUGAUGUCUCUGCUUUACCUUGAUGUCUCUGAGACUCCAAUCAAAUGGUUGCCCGAAUCAGUUGGUUGCCUUCAAAAGUUGCAGACUCUAAAACUCAGAUGUUGUUUCAACCUUCUUGGAUUACCGAAAGCCACAAAAAAACUAAUAAAUCUGCGGCAUCUUGAUUUAGAUGUGGUCCGCCAAUUGAAUUCAAUGCCUGCAAGUUUGGGAUACUUGAUCAACCUUCAGACCUUGUCAGCAUUUAUUAUUGGUGAAUACGAUGGGUGUCGAAUUGGGGAACUGAAGAAUAUGAGUAACCUUAGUGGAGAGUUUUGCUUGGUAAGGCUGGAAAAUGUGGUCAAUUCGAAAGAGGCUAUUGAAGCAGCAUUGUGGGAGAAAAGGUACAUUCAAAAGUUGGAGUUAAAAUGGAGUGAUUCGUGUUCUGAAACAAUUAAUGAACAAGAGGAAAUUCUUGAACAUCUUCGACCCCAUAAAAAUCUUCAGGAGUUGAAAAUGAAUUUCUAUAGUGGUUCGAAGCUUCCAAGUUGGAUCAGCAGUCCAUCAUAUUUCAACCUUGUCAGUAUCUCCUUCUACAAGUGCAGAAAUUGUCAAUUUCUCCCCUCUAUUGGUACUUUACCUUCGCUCAAGUUUCUUCACAUAAAUGAAAUGAACUGCGUGAAAGAGAUCAGCCGACAGUUUUUCAAAAACAACAACCCAGGUCAUGUGGAUUGUGCAUUUUCAAAACUAGAGAAACUGUCAAUUGAUGUAAUGCUUGGUUUGGAAGAAUGGAAGGAAAUAGAGCUUGGUGAUCUGCCAUGCUUACUUAAACUGACCAUGCAGUGCUGCCCGAAACUUGUUACUCUUCCUUCAUUUUCAGGCCUGGACUCACUCAAGCAUUUGGAAAUAAUUGACUGCCCGAAGCUUCCUUCCUUGCCUGAAGGACUACCAACAUCACUUGAGUUUCUUCUUGUAAAAGAUUGCCCUGUACUUAAGGAACGGUGUAGCUCUGAGAGUGGUGAAGAUUGGCAGAAAGUAUCUCAUGUGCCCCAUGUUUGGAUUGAUCUUGAGGAGAUUUCCUCUCAAAUAUAGAUCGUUACUCAAAGUGCUGAUUGCCGGAUAAGGAAAACAAAAAGAAGCUGCUACUCCAAUAAGGCAAUACUGUAUUGUUAAUGUUUAUUAUAUUUGUAAAUGUAACUUAAAAUAUGCUUUUGUACAGGUCGAUUUGCCUGUUUGAAUUUCAAAUCUUAGAAUGAAUUGCAAUAAGAACUGUAUUGAAGAACUUUCAGGUCAAGGGAAUGGAUUUUAUUUUGUUUUUCUUCAAA